UCAUCAGCUCAUUAGUGAAGACUCCAAGACCUCAAAUGUGUGUCAGAUAAGAGACACCAAAAAUGUGCAGUGUUGGGGGUUCUCCAGGACCAGGAUUGGAAACAACUGCUUUGAAGGACUGGUUCACACAAAAAUUAAAACUUGAUGAAAAUUUACUCACUCUCAGGUGGCCCAAGUUUGUUUCUUUGGAUUGGAUUACUUACCCACCAAUGGAUCCUCUGCAGUGAAUGGGUGCCGUCAAAAUGAGAGUUUAAGCAGCUGAUAAAAACCUCACAAUAAUCCACAUGACUGCAGCUGAUCAGUUAAAUUCUUAAAGCAAAACGCUGUAUGUUUAUUAUAAACAAAACCAUCAUUAAGAUGUUUUUAACACUUCAAACUGCUGCUGACUAAAAUACGAGUUCUGUCCAUUUUUUUUUCUUUAAAGGCGGAUUUGAAUAGUCUUGAUGACAAAGUAAAUUGCAGAGGUGAGUUUGAAGAGAGCUCGUUCAGGCCCCGCCCCCUCCUGAAGGUACACCGCAGAUGAUAACUGUCGCACUCGCAUACGAAUCAGAUUCAGGAUGAACAGAUGCAUUAUGAUGAAGUGCGCGAGUCGGAUGCCUUAGCUUAUACGAUUUUGGUGAUCGAAGCUAAACAUUUAUCAGAUCCGAAAAGCUGAUUUAAAGAUCGAGCAAAGGCAGUUAUGUCUAAGGCAGAAUGGGGCAAAUUUGCCUUUGUUCCUCCAGGACACAGAGGUCUUGUGCAAACGGCGUGAGAUAGCUGCUUUUCAGCUGGAGCCAGCCAGAAACAACACGAUUCCGCCAACAAACUAACAUAACUUGUGCGCAUAAGAUGCGUGGAAAAAGGUGUGCGUUACAGAUGGGGAUGUGAUUCAUGUGAGCUUCUCGUGCAGACCACAUGGGGUAGAAGUAUCUGGAAGUUGCAGAGCUGCAAACGGGGAGCAUCACUGUAGGAGGCUCGAGACGCGCAUCACACUGUCCCGCGUUUAGAUGAUGAAUUUCUGACAGAGCGCUAGAAAAUUACCGUGGACCACAUUGGAGACCUUUUGCAGCAUAAAAAACAAUUGCAAUGGAUUUUUCACUAAAAAGUACAUAAAAUGUGUGCAGUUAAUGAAGUACGCUACAGAAAGUAAUGCUGCUCUUUCGCUCGGAAGGAAUGAAAAUCGCUCUGGAUUACAAGCCUUGUUAUGAUGUUCAGAACUGCGUGUAUACUUUCACUCAAUCAAGCAGGUAUUUGAAAAGGUGUCUCUGAAAUAAGUGACCGUGAUUUUUCGUUUGGAGGUGAGGACUAGUAUAACAACACAAAUGGAGUUGCCGCUGGUGGUUUUUACGGUAGUGUGUUGGGUCUCCGUAUGGUCGGACGACCGGAUCAUCUCAGACAGACAUGCGGUCUACUGGAACAGUUCAAACUCCAGGUUCUGGCAGGGUGAAUAUACCGUGGCUGUGAGCAUCAACGACUAUCUGGACGUGUACUGUCCGUACUACGAGAGCCCCCAGCCUCACAGUCGCAUGGAGCGCUACAUCCUUUUCAUGGUGAACCAUGAUGGUUACCUCUCCUGUGAACACCGCAUGAGAGGCUUCAAGCGGUGGGAGUGUAACCGGCCCCAGAGUCCCGACGGACCCCUGCGCUUCUCUGAGAAGUUUCAGCUCUUCACCCCCUUCUCACUUGGUUUUGAGUUCCGACCUGGACACGAGUACUAUUAUAUAUCCUCUCCUCAUCCUAACCAUGCUGGCAAGCCGUGUUUAAAGUUGAAGGUGUACGUGAAGCCUACAAAUGGUUCGGGCUACGAGUCUCCAGAGCCAUUCCUGACUGAUCAGAGCCAGCGCUGCAGGGCAGAUGGCCCGUGUCUAGCUGUGCUGCUGCUGUUGCUGCUGGCCUUUCUGCUGGCCUGCGUUUAAGAAGCUCCGCCGCUGCCCAGACUGCCUACCGCUCUCCCUCCAUCUAUACUCCCUCAGGGAAGCCCUCUCAUCCAGACCCCAGGCUCACAGGCUAACACGCAGUCGGAUUCUUGCAUCUUCUUUUUUACUGAGCGAGCUCCUCGCCACUGAUCCGAGGACAGAGACAUUCGCCCUGCUUAGCGGCUGAUGUAAAGCUGAACACCUGGAGUCUGUCGUGGAAUGUGACCUUUUAUAUAUGCUGUCAUGUAAUCGAGGCUUGUAUUCAUGUGCCAUUUAGUCACGUUUCAGGGCAUCGCGGUUUACAAAAGAUUUCUGACAAUAAUUUGGAUAGCUAUAUUGCCCCCCACACCAUCUUUACACCAUACUCAGCCCAGAAAUAAAGAGGACUUUAUCCUCCUAAUAACAAAUGACACCAAAGGACUCUCUUCAGAGUUUUAGUUUUAUUUUCUGUUUGAAGGGAGAGAAGAAAUGUGUUUUGUGGUAGCCAGCAGCUAGGGACUUAGUGUUAGAUAUUCACAUGCAUGUGAAACACUGUGAAACAGAGAAAAACUGAUCUUCUUACAAUAGUAACAAUAUAUUUUUAUUAGCAAAAACUUGACCUUCUAGCCACUCUUCUGGUGGAGUUUGGAUCAGACGCAGCCAAAUUUCAGUGCUCACUGCUGGCCCUCGCCUCAAAACUGUGUGUCUGCUGGCGGGACAAGGACGGCAAAUCUCUGAUAUUGCUUUGGUGCAAACCCAAAUGCCGCUUAAUAAAACUCUGCAUUGGUUUUUCUUUCCAGCUCUGUGGGACAAACAAGCAAUGGAAAAUUAAAAAAAAAUGAUCUGUGAGGAUCAGGGACUAGCCACUUUUAAUUCACAGACGCAUGCACUGCGGGCAUGGACGAAAAGGAAAUGGAUUUUUUGUAUUCUAUUCCAUGUUAUUUUUGUAGCAUUUAAAAGCAACAUUUAUUAUUCAUGUGAUAUGAGGAACGGUUUUAGCGUCUUGAGAGGAGAUACAGUGUGUGAGUCAGCAUUCGGACAUAUUCAGAAAGGCCCACUCUCACUCUUUACUGUUGUUAUUGUGAUCUUGUCAAACUGUAUUCAGUAUUUAAAGAGACAGAAAUAAUUUCUUUCCAUCUGAUUCAAUUGUGUCCUCUUUUUCAUGUGACGUUUUGUACAGCCAACAUGUUCUGUCAAAUUGAAGAAACAUGCUGAAAUAAAAAAAUAAAGCAUUUUUGUCUACAAGAUGCACAGAAAGGUGCAUUGUCUGAAGCUGACAAGUGACAUUUUGGCACAGCUUUAUGUAGCAUAGAUGUAAACCCUAUUAUAUAUUUAGAAUGGGAUGCAGACAUCAGUGUUAAAGAGCCCUUUUGAUUUUUUUUCCACUUCUGAAAACACUAAUUGGCAACAAAAACCACUACAGCACUUUGCUGAACACUUCUUUGUUUCACUGUGCACUGUGUGAAGUUCAUUGUGUGCAAUGUCUAAACGUUGAUUUUUUUUUUAAUUUCAAGGUAAAUAAGUUAGCAGGUUUUCAGUAGCCCUCUUUUAAGAAAUUAAUACUUGUAUUUAGCAAGGAUGCAUUAAAUCAAUCAAAAAUGACAGUAAAGACAGUUUAUAAUGUUACAAAAGAUUUCUCUUUCCAACAAAUGCUGUUCUUUUGAGCUUUA
This is a messenger RNA of Cyprinus carpio (common carp), 3544 nucleotides long. Its product is annotated as ephrin-A2-like. Gene Ontology annotation, cellular component: plasma membrane. NCBI's taxonomy places the organism in Eukaryota, Metazoa, Chordata, Actinopteri, Cypriniformes, Cyprinidae. Gene Ontology annotation, biological process: osteoclast differentiation; ephrin receptor signaling pathway; axon guidance. The record is from RefSeq and is a predicted model, not a curated record. The coding region runs from base 1302 to 1895 and encodes 197 amino acids. The transcript is spliced from 4 exons. Gene Ontology annotation, molecular function: ephrin receptor binding.